GAAAAAGCCUAAUUUUAUUGAUUUUUGAGGUGCGGGGGGGGGGCUAAACUGUUUAUUUAUUAUGUGUAUGAAUGGAUUGUGUUUCACCAGAAGAUAGUAAUUUAUUUUUCCCAAACUUUAUUUUAUUAUUAUUUUUUCGCUUGCUCGUCUUUCUGCUCAGCGUAUCUACUUACUUCCGAUCUAUUCAUCAUUUGACAAUAUGAUGCCAAAUAUGGAUAUAUAUGACAGUUUAUACUUAUAUGCCACUCCAGAGAAGUUUUUCGUGGAACCAGUCGGAACUAAGGUCCUGCUAGUAGUCGAUAGAGUGAGUCAGCAGAUUUAUACUCAAGUCGGCACUGCUAAUCAGAUUCCAACGACUGCCAGCCGUAGAAAAAUAUGGGGACUGGUAGGAACUAUACAUCUCUUGGCAUGUCGUUACCUUAUUGUUGUUACGGAUGCUCAGAUGUGUGGGACUAUAGCUGGGCAUAACAUCUUUAAAAUAUCUUCAACAGAUGUGAUACCCUAUACUAGGUCCUUUUUGCAUUUGACUGAGAAACAGGUCCAAAAUAAUUCUACAUACCUGGAGAUGGUAAAAUCUGUCUUAAAUACACCAUACUUUUACUUCAGUUAUACCUAUGACCUCAGUCAUACUAUGCAGAGGUUGCAUAACACAACACCUGAAUUCUUGCAAAUGCCACUUCAUGACAGAGCAGAUCCCAGGUUCGUAUGGAACGCUUAUCUUCUGCAGGACCUAAGCGCAAGACCAGAGCAAUACAAAUUUUGUUUACCUAUCAUCCAUGGCUUCAUUUCACUGAACACAGUGGUUGUAAAUGGCAUUGCAUUCAAUUGGGGUAUUGUCUCUAGACGUGGUAUACAUCGUGCUGGAACAAGAUUAUUUUCACGUGGUAUAGAUGCUACUGGGAAUGUAUCCAAUUAUGUAGAGACAGAGCAGCUAAUCGAGGUGAAUGGCAAUUGCAGUUCCUUCGUGCAAACGCGUGGAUCCAUUCCUUUGUUUUGGUAUCAAGCGCCAAACUUGAAGUACAAGCCAAAGCCGCAGAUUAGUCCACACGAGGAUCAUCAAAGCGCUUGUGCUCGUCACUUUGAUGUCCAAAUCUUUCAUUAUGGAAAGCAAAUUCUAGUGAAUUUGAUUGAUCAGCGUGGACCAGAAGCAUUGCUAGAAAACGCAUAUCGUAAUUUAGUGCAAAGAAUUAACAACCAAAAUAUUCGAUAUGAGGCUUUUGAUUUUCAUGCGGAAUGCAGAAGACUGAGAUGGGACAAAUUGAACACUUUAAUGGACCGAUUAGCACAUGAUCAAGAACAGAUGGGGUAUUUCUUAUUGAUGAGGGACGGAGCAUUGCUUUCGGCUCAGGAUGGUGUUUUCCGUACAAAUUGUGUCGACUGUUUAGACCGAACGAAUGUUGUACAAAGCAUGCUGGCGAAGCGAGUUCUUAACGAAGUAUUGAGCAGGCUAGAGAUACUUAGAAAGGUGGAAGAUCAUCCUGCAUUUGAAAAUCUUUUCAAACAGAUUUGGGCGGAUAACGCAGAUGUAAUAAGCAUCCAAUAUUCAGGUACAGGGGCAUUAAAAACUGACUUUACGCGAACUGGAAAGCGCACUAAAUUGGGUGCAAUGAAAGAUGGUUUAAAUUCUCUGACGAGAUAUUACAAGAACAAUUUCGCCGAUGGAUAUAGACAGGAUUCGUUGGAGCUCUUUCUAGGUCGUUACAUUGUCCAGGAUGGCGAAUGUACUUCCAUUCAAUGUCCCUUAGAAUCCGAACGAAAUUGGCGUUAUGCUACAUUCCCACUUGUUCUUUUAGUCGCGUCCUCAAUGUUGGUCGCUCACAUAAUCUUACCAUCGCGAUACACAACAGAAAUAUUACUCUAUAUGCUAUUUUGGGGCGCCAUGGUGGCCGGCACCUUCGCCACCAUUAUCCACCAUGGCAAGCAAUAUGUCGAUAAGCCAAAAUUACUUUAGAAUUAAUUAAUUUUAUAAAAUUUUAAAUUAUAUAUAUAG
This is a messenger RNA of Trachymyrmex cornetzi, 1990 nucleotides long. RefSeq names its product phosphatidylinositol-3-phosphatase SAC1 (gene Sac1). NCBI's taxonomy places the organism in Eukaryota, Metazoa, Arthropoda, Insecta, Hymenoptera, Formicidae. Gene Ontology annotation, cellular component: endoplasmic reticulum. The record is from RefSeq and is a predicted model, not a curated record. Gene Ontology annotation, molecular function: phosphatidylinositol-4-phosphate phosphatase activity. Gene Ontology annotation, biological process: phosphatidylinositol dephosphorylation. The transcript has 8 exons. The coding region runs from base 200 to 1951 and encodes 583 amino acids.